AUGCAAGGACAGGAAACACCCGCGCCUUCCUGGACCGCCGGUCUGACGACCCGGGCGCUUGGCUUUGUCCUGCAAUUGCCCAAAUUCGUGCCGACGCAGGUGCUGAGGCUGACGAGCCCAGAGGGCCCAUACCCCGCCAUCCUCAAUCUGCCUUCGCGCGACGCAGGACGCACGAUCCCCAUCUACGUUUUCAUCCCCCCACCCCAGGCGCUCGCCUCCUCGCAGCUCUCGGCUCCCGUCCCCAACGCCCCUGCUGGCGCCAAAAGGGUGCCCGUCCUCGUCGACUUUCACGGCGGCGGCUUCAUCUAUGGCGAGCCACUGGAGCAGGCGCCCUGGUGCGCCUCUCUGGCCCGCUCUGGCAUCCUUUCCAUCUCCGUCUCCUACCGCCUGGCACCCGAGCAUGUAUUCCCUGCUGCGCUCCAUGACUGCGAGGACGUCAUGCAUGCGGUGCUGGAGCCAGAGAGCGACGCCGGCCAGUUCCUCCGUAAAGAGGUCCUUGCGAGGUCGACGUUGCCCGAAAACGCACCUGUGGGAGACCGAGGCGAUGCAGCAGCAGCAGCAGCAGCAGCAGCAGCAGCAGCAGCACAGGAGUCCAGCAAGCCAUUCCCAGUCGAUCUCGACGAGAGGCGGGUCGCCAUGUCGGGCUUCAGCUCGGGAGGCAAUGUCGCCCUCAACAUGCUACUCUCGCUGCCGGCCCGGCUCUCGCAGUGGCCCAACAAGGAGACGUCCGCAGACUGGCCCUCGCCCUUUCCUCCUUCAUACCCCAGCACGAUUCCCGCGCUCCUCUUCUACCCCUCGCUCGACGCGAGGCAGGCGCCCUACGAGCGCAAGCGGCCUGCAGGCAUGGCCGGCCCCUCGAAUCUGGAGCUGUGGAUGGGAAAGUCGCUCAAGAAUGCCUACUUGUCGUCAGACCUCGUCGCCAAUCUCCGGGCCAGCCCCGGCUUGGCUCCCCUGGGCGUCGCAGGGGGUGCUCAGGGCGAGGUGCGCGUCCGGCAAGCCGCUCACCAGGGCCAAGAUGCCCGAGACACGCUCAAAGAGAUGGGCACGAGCAUCAGCCAGGCCGGCGGCGGCGACGACAAGAACAAAGACGACGACGGCUUCGACAGCAUGCACCCAAAGACGCGAGCUCUUCUCAUUCUGAGCGAGUUUGACACGCUAGCCGAGCAGUCCGAGACGUGGGUCGAGGUGCUGCGCGCGGCCGACAAACUCGUCGAUGACCAAAAGACGUACGACCCCGAUGACGUGGGCCUCGGCAUUGACCACCCUAUCCGCGAGAGGCCGGACCACAAGGCGCAAGUGCGCGUCCACCGCAUCAAGGGCCGGAAUCACGGCUGGACCCAGAUGCCCGAUGCCUUUCUGGGCGAAGAUGACCGGAAGAGCAAGGCGUUGGUCAUGGAGAACGCCAGAAAAUUCGUUGUGAACAUGUUUCUCGAGCAGCAGCAGCAGCUGAAGUAA
This is a messenger RNA of Acaromyces ingoldii, 1455 nucleotides long. RefSeq names its product alpha/beta-hydrolase. NCBI's taxonomy places the organism in Eukaryota, Fungi, Basidiomycota, Exobasidiomycetes, Exobasidiales, Cryptobasidiaceae. Gene Ontology annotation, molecular function: hydrolase activity. The transcript has a single exon. The coding region runs from base 1 to 1455 and encodes 484 amino acids. The record is from RefSeq and is a predicted model, not a curated record.